AUGAUAAACGGCAUCUUGAAAGAUCUUCAGUUUAGCAAUUUUGAAAGGGGGUUUCUCUCUCUGCGGAGGAAGGCUGGGUCUCCACCCUUGCCCCUGGGCGGCCCCGGCGGCGGGGGGUCGCCGUGCAGCGCUCCGGGACAGGGCGCAGCGGCCCCCGAGCGCGCCCUGGGCGCAGCAGUCCGCCGCGGGGACACGGGACGCGGGACGCUGGCCGGGCGCGGCCGCCCGGGGGCCCGCAGGGAGCAUGAAACAUCACUAAAAUUCCAUGCCCUCUGUUUUCUACUGCAGGAUUCAGGGUUAAGAUUUCAUUAUGUUGCUGCUGGAGAAAGAGGCAAGCCACUAAUGCUGCUGCUUCAUGGAUUUCCAGAAUUCUGGUAUUCUUGGCGGCACCAACUACGGGAAUUUAAAAGCGAAUAUCGAGUUGUCGCACUGGAUUUGAGAGGCUGUGGAGAAACAGAUGCUCCCAUUCAUCGAGAGAAUUAUAAAUUGGACUGUCUAAUUACAGAUAUAAAGGAUAUUUUAGACUCUUUAGGGUAUAGCAAAUGUGUUCUUAUUGGCCAUGACUGGGGGGGCAUGAUUGCUUGGCUAAUUGCCAUCUGUUAUCCGGAAAUGGUAAUGAAGCUUAUUGUUAUUAACUUCCCUCAUCCAAAUGUAUUUACAGAAUAUAUUUUACGACACCCUGCCCAGCUGUUCAAAUCCAGCUAUUAUUACUUCUUCCAAAUACCAUGGUUCCCAGAAUUUAUGUUCUCAAUAAAUGAUUUCAAGGCUUUGAAACAUCUGUUUACCAGUCACAGUACUGGCAUUGGAAGGAAAGGAUGUCGAUUAACAAGAGAAGAUCUUGAAGCUUAUAUUUAUGUCUUUUCCCAGCCCGGAGCAUUAAGUGGUCCGAUUAACCAUUAUCGAAAUAUCUUCAGCUGCCUGCCUCUUAGACAUCAUAUGGUGACCAUUCCAACACUACUACUGUGGGGAGAGAAAGACGCAUUUAUGGAAGUUGAGAUGGCUGAAGUCACAAAGAUUUAUGUUAAAAACUAUUUCAGGCUAACUAUUUUGUCAGAAGCCAGUCAUUGGCUUCAGCAAGAACAACCUGACAUAGUGAAUAAAUUGAUAUGGACAUUUCUAAAAGAAGAAACAAGAAAAAAAGAUUGACUUUUCUAUGUCUUCUAUGAGGGGUCUGUAAUGAAAUCUCUAAAUAAUUUUUAAAAAUUUGUUCACCAACUUCUUUAAGCUUCAUUAGGAAAAAACUGUUUUAAUAUGCUUUAUCAUAAAUAAAUACCCUGGCAAAUGGUAUUGAAAAAAAUCUGAGAAUAUGUGAACUUGUAACACACUGUUGAUUUUCUUUUGUUGUAAUUUGGACAGAAAAGCAUCUGCCUUAAAAUGUAUACACUUGUACAAAAAGGAAGUUGGAGAAAGUGGCUCAGUUUUGGUUUCUUGUGUUCUUUAUCCUGUUAAUAUAUAGUGCCUCUUACAAAUGUAUAUUAAAGGUUAGUUGUGCUAUAUUAAAAGGCAAA
This is a messenger RNA of Equus quagga, 1508 nucleotides long. It is a transcript of the gene EPHX4, whose product is annotated as epoxide hydrolase 4. The transcript has 8 exons. The record is from RefSeq and is a predicted model, not a curated record. Gene Ontology annotation, molecular function: hydrolase activity. The coding region runs from base 1 to 1146 and encodes 381 amino acids. NCBI's taxonomy places the organism in Eukaryota, Metazoa, Chordata, Mammalia, Perissodactyla, Equidae.